Messenger RNA from Micropterus dolomieu (smallmouth bass), 1476 nucleotides. RefSeq names its product gastrula zinc finger protein XlCGF8.2DB-like. The record is from RefSeq and is a predicted model, not a curated record. The transcript has 2 exons. Gene Ontology annotation, biological process: regulation of transcription by RNA polymerase II. Gene Ontology annotation, molecular function: RNA polymerase II cis-regulatory region sequence-specific DNA binding; DNA-binding transcription factor activity, RNA polymerase II-specific. Lineage: Eukaryota; Metazoa; Chordata; Actinopteri; Centrarchiformes; Centrarchidae. Bases 62 to 1210 code for a protein of 382 amino acids. Gene Ontology annotation, cellular component: nucleus.
CAGCGCAGCUCAGAGUGAAAACAGAGUUCGUGGAGAAAAUGAGUAAAGUCCAGGAUCUGAGAUGGUGAAGCGGCGACUAACUGCGGCGGGGGAACCGGCCGCAGGUACAACCGGAGAGCGGCUGUAUUCUGAACUUUACGUGUGUCCUGCGGACGUCCAGCAGCUGUUCGUAAGUAAAGAAGAGGUUCCCCCUGAGCAGCAGGAGGGGAGCCCCAGUCUGGACCAGGAGGACCCACCAGAGCUGCCACACAUUAAAGAGGAACAGGAGGAACUCUGGACCAGUCAGGAGGGAGAGCAGCUUCCAGGACUGGAGGAGGCUGAUAUCACCAAGUUCCCGUUCACUCUUGUCUCUGUGAAGAGUGAAGAAGAUGAUGAAGAGAAACCUCAGUCCUCACAGCUUCAUCAGAGCCAGACUGAACAGAUGGAAGCUGAUGGAGAGGACUGUGGAGGACCAGAACCAGCCAGGGACUCUGAUCGAAAUAGACUUUUACCAUUUGAGACUAAAGACUCUUCUGAGACUGAAGUCAGUGAUGGUGACUGGGCCAAGCCCACAGAACCUCAGUCAGGUUUAAACUCUGUAAGUAACACUGACAGGAAGUUAUUUAUCUGCUCCGAGUGCGGUAAAACAUUUGGCCACAAGACAAAUCUGAAAAGACACACAAGAUGUCACACAGGAGAAAAACCGUUCAGCUGCUCAUUUUGCAAUAAACGUUUCAACCGGAGGGAACACUUGAUUGCUCACAUGAGAUGUCAUUCAGGAGAAAAACCUUUCAGCUGUUCAGUUUGUAACACGAGUUUCAGUCAUGGCUGGUCCUUGGAUAAGCACAUGAGAGUCCACAGCGGGGAGAAACCGUUCAGUUGCUCAUUUUGCGGUAAAAGAUUCAGGCAGCGCUCAGAUUUGGUCGCACACUUCCGAAUUCAUACAGGAGAAAAACCUUUUUCCUGCUCAGUUUGUGAUACGAGUUUCACUCAGCGUCACACUCUGGUUCAGCACAUGAGAACGCACACGGGGAUCAAACCUUUUCUCUGUUCGGUUUGUGGUACCAAAUUCUCGCGAAAGGGACAUCUGACGAGACACAUGGCGGCUCACACAGGGGAGAAACCCUUCAGCUGCAGUGUCUGCCACAAAAGCUUCACUUGGCAGUCACAGUGUAAAAGACAUGAGUGUGUUUGUGAGAGCAGCGGCAGUAAAGUAACUGGGGACCUUUGAAUUUUGUACCUCCCACCUCAGACUGUGUAAUGAUCAAUGUGUAAUAAUGCAAUAAAUAGAGAGAUUAGUUCUGGUUUUCUGUUGACCAGAAAAACUAAAGAUGUCUUAAAGUGGAUGGAACGUUAUGGCGCUGUGUUCUGUCCAAAUGUUGAUGCCUCACAGUCUCUGCUGAUACAUGAACAUUCUUCUUUCUUUAACUCUUGUUUACUUUUUGUUUCUUUAAAGAGGGUUUCUAAUAUUUUGGGAAAUAAAUAUUUACCGCUGCA